AUGUCCGCCCCUCCACCAGCUCUUCUCGACCCCUCCAUCUUCGCCUCCCUCGAAGCCAAGCUCGAGGAAGAGACCCAGAUCCGCGAUACUCUCUCACAGCUCAUCCAGCGACUGGAUCGGGUCGUGGCCACAGCCCAGGGCCUGCUCUCACGAGUCCACUCAACGCCUCGCUCACGCUACCCUCAGCUAGUCUCCCAAGUCGAGGCCGCUGUCAAAGAAGAAGCCGCCAUCAUCAGCGAGCUCAACACCGUCGCCUCCCAGCACCCUUACUACAAAUACAACCAGAAAUGGACGCGCUCAAUGCAGCACGCCAUCGGCACAGCAAUCUACUGCGCCUGGCUAGGCGGCUUCCCCCCCUCCCAAACCUCUGAUGCCGAAUCUUCUUCACCCGCUGAAAUCGGCCGCCUCCUCACCCUCGAAGAAGUCGGCACAAUCUUCUCCGUCCCAACCAACCUCAAAGAUCGCGACGCCUUCCACAUCACCAUCGAAGAAUACCUCCUCUCCCUUGUCGACCUCACCCAGGACCUCUCCCGCCUCGCCACAAACUCCGUCACCUUGGGAGACUUCCAGCUCCCCCUCACCAUCAGCGCCUUCGUCAAGGACCUCUUUGCGGGUUUUCAGCUGCUCAACCUCAAGAACGACAUCAUUCGCAAGCGCGCGGAUGGCGUAAAGUACGAGGUCAAGAGGGUCGAAGACAUUGUUUACGAUUUGAGCCUUAGGGGCUUGAUUCAGAGGCCUGGGGCGGGGGAUACGGAGAUGGAGGCUGCUGAGUAG
Trichoderma breve is the source of this 774-nucleotide messenger RNA. RefSeq names its product translin family domain-containing protein. The transcript has 4 exons. Bases 1 to 774 code for a protein of 257 amino acids. Gene Ontology annotation, biological process: RNA metabolic process. The record is from RefSeq and is a predicted model, not a curated record. Gene Ontology annotation, cellular component: cytoplasm; nucleus. Gene Ontology annotation, molecular function: single-stranded DNA binding; sequence-specific DNA binding; RNA binding. NCBI's taxonomy places the organism in Eukaryota, Fungi, Ascomycota, Sordariomycetes, Hypocreales, Hypocreaceae.